Messenger RNA from Penicillium brevicompactum, 1521 nucleotides. RefSeq names its product putative MFS transporter. The record is from RefSeq and is a predicted model, not a curated record. The transcript has 5 exons. Gene Ontology annotation, cellular component: membrane. Gene Ontology annotation, molecular function: transmembrane transporter activity. Gene Ontology annotation, biological process: transmembrane transport. Lineage: Eukaryota; Fungi; Ascomycota; Eurotiomycetes; Eurotiales; Aspergillaceae. Bases 1 to 1521 code for a protein of 506 amino acids.
AUGAUUCAAGUUCACCCUGUCGCAAGCGACAGAGCCGCUCCUCAUACAUCCGAAAAAGAUGCAGCUCUGGCAGUUGUCAGCGAUGUAGCCCAGGAGAUCGACCCGGUAGUGGCAAGAAGAGUCGUGCGCAAGAUCGACCUCUAUCUUAUGCCCGCUAUGCUCAUUGGUUACGGAAUGGUGUACUAUGACAAGGCUAUCUUGGGAAGCGCCACUCUGUUUGGCAUGACCUCUGACUUAGCUUUGUCAGUCAAAGACUAUUCCACUUCUCCUCCCACGGUCGAUACUUCGCGGCUCAGCUGGGCAACUUCCAUCUUCUACUUUGGAAUGCUUGCAGGUCUCUACCCAAUGACAUUCAUUCUGCAGAGAUUUAAUGUCCGAACUGUUCUUGGCCCUGUCGUAUUAAUUUGGGCCAUUGUUUGCGCUGCAACGGCAGGAGUAUCAACUUGGCAAGGUCUUUACGUCCAGCGGUUCUUCCUUGGCUUCAUUGAAAGUGUGAUACCCACUGGCUUCAUGACUAUUGUUAGUGGUUAUUACACCCAAGAAGAGCAAGCAUUGAGACAAGCUUGGUGGUUCUCAGGAACUGGCUGGUUCACAAUCAUUGGGAGUGCCUUAAAUUACGGCUUUGGUCAGAUUACGUCUGGGGCUUUGAAAAGAUGGCAGUAUAUCUACAUUCUUGCUGGUGCCUUGACCUUCCUGUUCGGACUGUGGUGCUGCACCAUGCCAAACUCCCCCGUCUCGGCGUGGUUCUUGACUUCCGAGGAACGGGCCGUGGCCGUGGAGCGACUACGGAAGGGUCAAACUGGAGUGAGGUGCCAAACCAUCAAACUGGAUCAGAUUAAAGAGUGUCUGACCGACGUCAAAAUUUACUUGGUGGCUAUUAUGAUGGCAGCUGCGUAUACUAUCAAUGGUGCUAUCUCUGGGUUUGGCCCCCUUAUUGUCUCAACUUUCGGCUAUGAUACCCUCGAUUCAAUUUUAUUCCAGUUCCCGGUUGGUGGCGUUUGUGUCAUUUUCAUUCCGCUUUGUGGCUACAUCUCUACUGUCGUCCCGAAUACGCGCAUACCGAUGCUUAUCACCUGCUGCUUGCCCGUGAUUGCUGGCUGUGUGAUGAUCUGGAAAUCCCAAUGGGGAUACCACCCUGUCACACCAGUGGUCGGUUAUGCAUUGACCGGUUUCUUUGGUCCAGUGGUCAGUUUGAUCAUCACAGUUGGAGCUAGCAAUGUUGCUGGUGCCACAAAGAAGACGGUUAUGGCAGCAACUGUAUUUGUUGCUUAUACUGUCGGCAACAUUAUCGGCCCGCAGUUGGUCAAAAGCAAUACCAAGGCACAGCAUUAUCCUGAACUGUGGACGGGUAUGAUCAUAUGUUACUGUAUUACGAUAGCCGCCGCAGUUGUGUUGUAUCUCGUGCUUCGACGCGAAAACCGAAUCAGGGAGGCGUUGGAGUUGGAUGAAGUGCAACGCGACAAGAUUGCAUUCGAUGAUCUUACUGACAAGCAAAACCCUUUCUUCCGCUAUGCACUAUAG